Messenger RNA from Protobothrops mucrosquamatus (brown spotted pit viper), 7005 nucleotides. RefSeq names its product desmocollin-2. The record is from RefSeq and is a predicted model, not a curated record. Gene Ontology annotation, molecular function: calcium ion binding; cadherin binding. Gene Ontology annotation, cellular component: adherens junction; cytoplasm; lamellipodium. The coding region runs from base 136 to 2871 and encodes 911 amino acids. Gene Ontology annotation, biological process: brain development; calcium-dependent cell-cell adhesion; multicellular organism development. The transcript has 16 exons. Lineage: Eukaryota; Metazoa; Chordata; Lepidosauria; Squamata; Viperidae.
CCUCAUUAGGGCCGCCCUUGGAGCUGCAGCUGGUGAGCCGGGCGGGGAACUUCAGACUCACCUGGUCGGAGUCGCCAAGAGUUCGGCGCACCAGCCCAGUGGCCGCAAUUCCCACCAAACCGCGAGCCUCCAGACAUGGCCCCGCAGGCAACAAAGCGCAGAGGGGCCCCGCUUGGAGCCGCUUGCUUGCAGCUCCUCCUCGGCCUCCUGGUAUUAAGUUUAUGUUGUGAAGCUUCCAAAAAGGUUACCUUAAAUGUGCCUACAAAACUAAACCCUGACACACUAAUUGGCCAAGUAAAUCUGAAUGGGUAUCUUAGAACUCCUCACCUGAUCAGUACAAGUGACCCUGAUUUUAUAGUUCUGGAAGAUGGUUCUAUAUUUACAUCAAAUGCAGUUUCUUUGUCUUCUGGAAAGAAAACAUUCACCAUUUUGCUCAAGAACUUGCAAAAUAAUAAGCAAAAGCAAAUCCAUGUCAACUUGCUGUCACAUCCCCCAAAGACACACAAAACAGGAGAGAAAGUUCUUAGACGCAGUAAACGAAGAUGGGCUCCUGUACCAACCACUAUAAUGGAAAAUUCACUGGGACCUUUCCCAAUGCAAAUUCAGCAGCUAUCUUCUGAUUCAGCUCAAAACUACAACAUUACCUAUUCCAUUAGUGGUCCUGGUGUGGAUCAGCCACCUUUGAAUUAUUUUUACAUUGAAAAAGAAACAGGAAAUCUCUUUGUUACUUGCCCAAUAGAUCGGGAGGAGUAUGCAGAAUUUCAGAUAAUUUGCUAUGCAAAGACAUUAGAUGGCUACACACCAGAGAUUCCACUUGUACAUUUAAUCCGAAUUGAGGAUGAUAAUGAUAAUCCCCCAAUUUUUAAUCCUGAUACAGUUACUUUCAGUAUUUUAGAGAAUAGCAGAUCUGGAACCUUCAUUGGGCGGAUGACUGCAACAGACAGAGAUGAACCCGGCACUCUGCACACUAAACUGAAAUACAGAAUUGUGGGACAGACUCCUGCUUCAUUUCGGGGUGGCUUUUUAUUUACUGUACAUGCAGAUUCUGGUGAUAUUUCUUUGCAUACCCCAUCCUUGGAUAGAGAGAAAAUAGAUAGAUACACGGUAUUACUGGAAGCAAGAGAUAUGGGAGGUCAGAGUUUUGGUUUAUGCAACACUGGAACAGUUAUAAUUGAAGUUGGUGAUACAAACGAUCAUGCGCCGAUGUGCGAACAUGGUGUGUAUGAAGUAUUUAUACCUGAAAACACAGUGAAUGCAGAAGUCACGAAAAUUGUUGUGAUAGACAAAGAUGUACGGGGAACUCCAGCCUGGCAUGCUACUUUCAAUAUUAUAAAGGGAAAUGAAGAUGGUUCUUUUAAAAUUGAAACAAACCGGGAUUCAAACACUGGUACCUUAUGUAUUAAAAAGGGUCUGGACUAUGAAAAAACCAAGGAGAGAAGAUUAGAAAUUGUUGUGAAUAAUGAAGUACCUUACGUUUUGGCACCAAAUUCAGGACCAAUUUCUACAAGUACUUGUGUUGUUGUUGUUAAAGUACGAGAUGUGGAUGAAGGGCCUGAAUUCAAUCCUAAAAUAUAUAUUUUGGAUAUAAAAGAAUGUUUGAAAGUUGGAACAGAGGUUGGCCAGUACACCGCAAGUGAUCCAGAGACCGGAAAUAGUGAAGACAUACGUUACAGAAUAAUAAAGGACCCAUGUAACUGGAUCGCCAUUAAUAAUGAAGGUCAGAUCAGCAUCGCUAAAAUGUUAGACAGAGAUGUACCAGAUUUACCAUCACAUCAAUGUAAUGUAACAGUUGCUGCAACAGACCGAAGUGGCAAAUCAGGCACUGGAACAAUUGUAGUUAAUCUACUAGAUGAGAACGAUAAUUACCCAGUCAUUGUUCAAAAAGAGUAUAUAAUAUGCAGAGACAGAAAACCAAUUUGUCUUACUGCUGUGGAUGCUGAUAUAGAUCCUCACACAGUUCCCUUUACUUUUUCCAUUCCUGAAAGAGACACUCCAAACUGGAGAUUAACUGAAAAUGAUGACAGAUCAGUAUAUUUGGAACCAUCAGAUGCAUUAAGCUUUGGCCAAUACACAAUUCCUAUUAGAGUAUCUGAUAAUGAAGGCAACUUUGGGGUUUCUGAAGUCAAAGUUACACUGUGUGAUUGUAUAGCUCCUAAAGAUUGUAUUUACCCACCAAAAUCAUUUGAACCACUUCUGAACCCAGAUGUUACUCUUGGUAUUUGGGCCAUCCUUGCUAUGAUUUUGGGAUCAUUGCUGCUAUUAUUAAUCCUGAUCACGCUUUGUGGAUGUUUUGGUGGUGCACCCAUGGCUGGCACUAAGCAUGUCCAUGAUGAUUUGGCCAAUCAGAAUUUAAUUAUAUCUAAUACUGAAGCACCUGGAGAAGAAGUGAUGGAUCCGAAUAUACUUCCUGUGAAAACAGGAAACAUAGUUACCUCUGAUCACGGUGCUGCUUCUGGAAUAAAAACAGGGGGACAGGAAAGUUUCGAAAUGGUCAAAGGAGGACACCAGACCAUGGAUUCGGUUAGGGGAGGAGGUCAGCACACCUUGGAAUCUGUCAAAGGAGCAGGCCAUCAUACUUUAGAAUCUGGAAGGGGAUAUGGGCAGUCCAUGAUGGAUACUUACAGAUACAACUAUUCAGAAUGGCAGAAUUUCACACACCCUCGUCUGACUGAGAAAGUAUAUCUGUGUGGGCAAGAUGAAGAGCAUAAGCAUUCCGAUGACUAUAUUCUUUCAUAUAACUAUGAAGGAAGAGGAUCGCCAGCAGGCUCUGUAGGCUGCUGUACUGAUCAGCAAGAAGAAGAGGCACUUGACUUUUUAGAUCAGUUGGAACCAAAGUUUAGGACAUUAGCAGAAACUUGCGUGAAGAGAUAGAUGACAGGGUGGAAAAUCAUCACUGCUUUUAUGCAGAAUAGCUAUUUCGAAGCUUGAAUACACCAGAUUUAUGUUUCUUGUUUUUCCUGUAACGGGUGUGGUUAGUCUAAAGUACAGUCUAACAUUAGGCUUGUCAGGACUAAGGUUUCUGUAUCUAAACUUCAGGUGCUGUGUUCUGUUUUGUUUUAGACUCUCUUUAGCUGUAACGUCAAUUUGUAAUUAACUUGCUUUCCAAAUGCAACAGUUUUAUUAUUUUUUUGCAUUUCAUGGGGAUUAUUUGGGGAUGCUAUUCCCAUAAUUUUCAGGUUUCAACCACGAUAACUAGGAAUUCUGGGAGCUGCAGCCCUUCCACAUCUAGACUAUCCCCACUGGAGAAAUUGACCGUAGGAAAGCCAGGUUCAUUAUUUCCUACUUUUAGAGAUUUUGCCUUAAGCUAGCUAUUUUUGCCUGGGUGUCAGCAAGCUUUCUUUAACUUAGCUAAAUCUUUAGUUUUAUAGGGAGAAAUGACAAAGGAUUGCAGUUAUUAAUUACUUGCAUCUUAUGAAAACAAAGAUUCUUUUCUAUUUUCAGAUCAAGAUACCAUUUUUUUUCUGGAAGAACUUCCUUUCCAUUCAUAUAACCUCUAGCUUUCCUGUGUUUUUCUCCUUAAAACCCAGUGUUUUUUGAUCACUGAGCAUAAUUAGGCUUUAUCAUCCUUUUUUAGGAUUUGGAGUGGGGAUUGGCAAGGGUACUUUGGCAAAGGUUGGUUUUCCCCUGCUAAUGCUUUCCUCCUUUUAUGUGGAUGUUGUUCUUUUGACUAAUAAAGAUCUUUUAACAAAGAAAUUGCUUAUAUACCAUGAAACGUCUCUCUUAAAUAAAUCUUUUUAAUUAGAGAAUACACGGAAUGAAAAGCAGAAAUGAUUUAGUGUAUACAUUGAUAAUCUUAACAGUAUAGCUAACAUAAAGGGAUGUACUUAAUAUCAUUGCAGAAUUAAGCACAGAACUGCAACUGCAACAAUUUCCCCCAAGUGUUUAAAUUAAUUGCAAAGUUUUAUUUGCCUUGUUGUUCACCUGACGAAUACUUUCCUUUAGUGUAAUUUUUAAUCACAUCAUAAGCAGAGGUAAAACUUGCGAGUGGAAAAACUACUAAUAUCAGCACUCCAUUUUCUUUUCUUUCAUCAAAAGCAAAAUACAGAGCCAGACUGGUUAAGGAACAAUGUAUGCUGACUCUUCAUUUUAUCUAAUGAAUCAUGCUUUGCAAUUUUUAUGUGUGAACUAACAUGAUCCUUAUUAUUCUGGUGUAAUAUAGAUUCAUUAUAUUUGUACACCUAUAGUUAGAGAAUUGGAAAGAUACAUAGGGUGCUAGAAAUCUAUAAUCAUAAAAAAUGACAAAAAGCAUAUAGUAUUUGAAGGUACUUUUUUAUAGACUGAAGGCUUUACCUUCACAGGUACAGCCUAAACAUAGAGCUGAAUCUAGUCUUCCUUAAACUAAAUAAUUGGAAAAAUUAUAACCUGUUUAUUUAAUUAAUUUUGAUUGAGGUGCUCUAAAUAUAAUUGGGUCCAGAUACAUUUUUACAGAUCUUUUAAUAAGAGAUAAAUAAAAGUUCUGAUAGUCUAUAUUUACUAGCAAACAUAAGUAGUUUCAGAGAAAAGUGUUGUUGUUGCUAUUGCUGUUGUUGCUAAUAGUAGUUUGCAUUGUAUUCCUGAUAUGAACAUUUAAGUGCAUCAGUAGGAAAUGACCAGGUCUUAUAUAAUUGGAUAUAAAAGCAUAAAACACUGUUAUUUUUGAUGCACUUAAUAUCUUAAAUAUUAAAAGAAACAUCUCGGAAAAAUAGGAAAUAAAUUAUGGGUCAAGGUUUUAUUAAACAACUUGAUUCCAAUUUCUGAAAUUUAAUAGUGUUAUCUCACAGUCUGCCCCAUACGUGACCACUUAAUGUGACUAAGCCAUGCUCAAAGUAGUGGAAGUAGUUAAUAGUAGCUGCAUUUUGCAUUGGUUUUAAUAUGAUAGACUUUACUAAUUUUAGCUUACUCAUAUGUUUGUAAACUAAGGGCAAAACAAAUAUGAUUGAGUAGAAGCAAGAAAAAUGGACUGUAUCAAGGCUUCAUUCUUAAUAAAUUUUCCAGAGAUAACAGAGAAUGGGUUACUUUGUAAGUUUUGAGAAACUUUUUUAAAAAAACAACAAAACUAUAGUUAGCUUAGUUAUUUGCUCAACCUAUUACAUCAUUUAAGCAAAAAUUCUGGGUGGGAAUUCUGUGAAUUCUAAUCCAGUAUAACUGGAGGGUGCAGUAUUGGGCACUAUGUAGUACUCCAUGUAAAUUUUAACUGUUAUGUGAGUAUUGCCAUUGAGGGCAGUUACGGUUUUCCAUCUUCUGCCCCUUCCCCUUCCUCCCAGUUAUAUGACAUUUAUAAUUUAAAUGUAUCCUCUUCAUAGCUAUUACAGAAAAUAAAACCCUCCAGAAUAAUUUAUGUUCUAAAGAAUGCUACAUUGUCUUAACAUGGCAAUUAGGUUUGAAUUUAUUCCUCCUUAUCAAACUUUGUCAAUGUUUGUGUCAGUUUAUUGCAACUGAAGUCCAAUUUUUGUCAGUUUAUAAAUUACGGUCAUUGCAAAAGCCUAUGGCUGUAAUUAAGGGGGGAAAAAAGAAAAUAAUGUACUAAGUAUGAAAUAUAAAAUAGAAAUUCAUAAUCAGACUCGGUAUAAAGAAAAUUGAUAAGAACCCGUACAAUUGGGACUGAGACAUCUUCAGGUAAGCUUUCUUGGUCAUAAAAUUGGUUCAUUUCUGAGCCCUGAAGUUGUAAUAUAGGGAUAAUACUUAGUAUUGCACUAUAUUUGAGGUGCUUUGAAUGUUCAGGCAAAGUUUUGUACAUAUAUUAUUAUAGUUUCUGGUUUUUAAGUAGCUUAGAUAUGGGUUUUCUCUGCUUUCCUCCUGCUUUUUAUACUUGCCUAGUACAGUACUAGCAAAUAUUUUAAUUAUGAUAUUAAGACUUCUUCAUUACUAUGGGGUGCAAAGAUUAAAGUGUCUGUAUUUUUUAAAAUUAGGAUGUUUUUAAUCAGAGGUCAAUAGCAGACAAACCUCUUUCUAAAAGACAGUUGUUGGUUGUUAUCCAGAUUUUUUCCCAUACAGCAAUGCUGAGAGAUAUGGAUUAGGCUAGAGUGGGACAUAAACUUCCUCCUCCUAUGCAUUUUUGGCAGAUUAACUAAUAAGGAAAAUCUCCCUUAAAAGAAUGUUAAAAGUUAUGGUAGUCCUUAAUUUCUCAUUUGGGAAAAAAUAAAGACUGAAAUAAUGCUUGUUUAAAUCUUAGUAUGUAAAGUUGAUAUUUUAUGUAUUAAAUUACAAAAAUAGAAUAAAAAGUAUCACAAUUUACCAGCAAAGUAUGUUCCAACUUAAAAUGAGUUGUUGUUUUUUGCAACUCUGUUUCGAAGUAGUUGUUUAAACAUACUGUAUAAUUUCAUAUCUUAAAAGCAUUUUUACAUGAACAAUACAAUGUCUUCUGUGUAAAAAUAAAGAUAACUUCUGUAAAACCUGCUUAUUUUUUUAUGUUCUAACUAAUGUUCACUGGUAAGAAUAGAUGCAGUUUGAGGUUGUAGCUGGAGCUUAUUUAUUACUCAGGCUUUACCAUUUUUCUGUCUACAAUACAGAAAAAUAAUUAACAGUUAACAUCCUUUUCAAGUGUUGCAAAGUUGUUCAGUUAUAUAAUAACUCUGCUGCGCUUUGAAUAUCGUUGUCAAUCAAAAGGCAUUUAACAGAAAAGAAAAUGCGGAAACAGUUUUUACAUGUGAGUUGAUGAGUGAAAAAUCCAAGCAAAAGGCAGACUGCACAAUGUAAAUCUUUUCUAGAAUUUUCUGAUUGUGUGGAUUUUAUCAGCUUCAGUGAUGGUAGAUGGUAGAUGGUAGGAAUACAGCCAAAUGGUUCUUAACUGUUGCAGGGUUUGAUUCCUACACAGAAACAUUUUUAAAUUAGAAUCUUCACCAAUUACUGCAUAGUAAUUUCUGUCAAUCUUAUUUCAUCCUUGAUUUAUCAAGGAUUAUAUCUCAAUAUUGUAUAUCUAUACUGUAUUUGCAUUUAGCCAAUUUUAUAUAAAACGAUACAGUAAAAUCCAUCUGCCUGUAAAAAAAAAUUGUAAUGCAAAUCAGAUUAAAAGCACAAUGUACAUUU